This is a messenger RNA of Recurvomyces mirabilis, 1794 nucleotides long. It is a transcript of the gene HXT4, whose product is annotated as fructose symporter. The transcript is spliced from 3 exons. Gene Ontology annotation, cellular component: membrane. The record is from RefSeq and is a predicted model, not a curated record. Gene Ontology annotation, biological process: transmembrane transport. Gene Ontology annotation, molecular function: transmembrane transporter activity. NCBI's taxonomy places the organism in Eukaryota, Fungi, Ascomycota, Dothideomycetes, Mycosphaerellales, Teratosphaeriaceae. The coding region runs from base 1 to 1794 and encodes 597 amino acids.
AUGGCUGAAAAAGACCUCAAAUCCUCAGGAGCUCCGGCUGAAGCCCAGCACCAUUACGAGGACGCCACAUAUGAGCAGCGCCGCAACAUGUCUGUCUCCGAGAUUCACAGUGCUAUCCGCUCGGGCUCGGUGCCUACGAUCCGCAGCAGAAAGGAAGCUCUGGAAGUUGCCAAGGCUGGAGGAUGGGAGGCCGAUGCUCUUGUCGACAGUAUGGAGAAGCAGCUCGCUGAGCGCGGCGACAAGAAAGGAAUCUUCGAUCUCGAGUUUCAGAAUCCGAAGCACUUCACUUGGCUACUCGUUGCCUUCGCCUCGAUGGGUGGACUGCUCUCUGGUCUUGACCAAUCUUUGAUUUCUGGAGCCAACCUGUUUUUGCCAAAACCUGGUCAAUUGGAUCUUUCGGCUUCGCAAAACAGUCUGGUAAAUUCCGGCAUGCCGCUUGGUGCCGUCGGCGGUGCGAUCAUCCUGUCGCCAUGUAACCAGUGCCUUGGUCGUCGCUGGUCUAUCCUCAUUUCCUGCGUCCUGUACACGAUCGGAGCUGCGCUCGAGGCUGGAAGUAUCAAUUUCGGCAUGAUCGUUGCUGCCAGAGUCAUCCUGGGUCUUGGGGUUGGUCUCGAAGGCGGAACAGUACCAGUCUACGUCGCAGAGACGGUCGAACGCCGGCUACGCGGCAAUAUGGUCUCACUCUAUCAGUUCAACAUCGCUUUAGGAGAAGUACUAGGAUACGCAGUAGCAGCCAUGUUCCUCUCCGUACCCGGCAAUUGGCGCUACAUCCUCGGGUCUUCGCUCAUCUUCAGCACGAUCAUGGGCAUCGGCAUGUUGUUCAUGCCUGAAUCGCCUCGCUUCCUGAUGCACAAGGGACGCCCACUCGACGCCUACAAAGUCUGGAAGCGGAUUCGCGGUGUUCAUGAGAUCGAGUCCAGGGAAGAGUUCUUCGUCAUGAAGGUCUCGACCGAGGAAGAAGAAGCUGAAGUCGCUGCUGGGGCUGGUAGUAGACGCUUCCCGUGGAUGGAUUUCUUCACGAAGCCUCGUGCCCGUCGUGCUAUCAUCUACGCCAACAUCAUGAUCUUCCUCGGACAAUUCACUGGCAUCAACGCUAUCAUGUACUAUAUGUCCGUCCUCAUGUCCCAAAUCGGCUUCAACGAAUACAACGCCAACUACAUGUCCCUUGUCGGUGGUGGCUCCCUACUUAUCGGCACCAUCCCCGCUAUCCUCCUUAUGGAACGCUGCGGUCGUCGCUUCUGGGCCAUCGCCAUGCUACCGGGCUUCUUCAUCGGUCUCGUCCUCGUCGGAGUCAGCUACCACGUCAACAGCUUCCAGGGCACCGAAGCCGUCUACCUCACGGGUCUGAUCAUCUACGAGAUCUUCUUCGGCUCGUAUGCGUGCCUCACUUGGGUCAUCCCGGCAGAGGUUUAUCCGACAUAUCUUCGUUCCUACGGCAUGACGACCUCAGACGGCUGGCUCUUCCUCAGCAGCUUCAUUGUCACAUACAACUUCACCGGCAUGCAAAAAGCCAUGACGCCCACCGGCCUCUCACUAGGCUUCUACGGCGGGAUUGCGGUGCUCGGGUGGUUCUACCAGAUCUUUUUCAUGCCGGAGACGUCGGACAAGACCUUGGAGGAGAUUGACGAUAUCUUCCAGCGGCCGACGAUGGAAAUUGUGAGGGAGAAUGCGGCGAAUGCGAAGGAGACGACCAGAGAUCUGUUGGCAUUCAGGUGGAAGAAGGUUUUUGUUGAUGGGCAUGCGGUUAGGAGGGAGAGUAUUGUUGAGCCGGUUGAGGGGACGACGGGCGCUUGA